AAGCAAUAUGAAGCUAUCACCAGGUUAGGACUACUACAAGCACUCAAAGUCGGAGGGGGAGGGUCACUGCGUCAUGUUACUGGAUGCGCACACUCAACAUUUUUUUCUCCUUCCCGCAAAAUGAAAGACACAAUUCACCCGCAUCAGCAGGCUUUGCAUGGUACUCAGCCAACAGGGAACAUAGAUAUCUCUCACACCCAAUUCAUGUCGUCCAUGGCAAUGCCUCCACCAAGCCAAGCGCCACAUGUCACUAUUUAUGGAAACGUAGUUCAUAACGACCUUACGCAAGUACACUCAGGACUGAUGACAUCCUCUGGAGGAAUGAAGCGGAGAUUUUCCACAGGUGCUGCAACUGGAGGUGCAGGUGCCGUAGGGCCCAUGGCUACGCGGUCCCCUUUGCUACAAACCUCCCGUAUCAGCACUGAGAAUGGUUCAGGGACAUCGAUCAUGGGGUAUUCCGCGAUGGGAGAUUCGACACCUCACACUGCCCAAAGUCUAACAGGGCUCCCCACAGUAUCUGGGAUGGCAAGGUCUUCAGUUCCGCUAGCAUCGCCCUCUAUAACCUCACCUGUGCUGGUAGCGUCUACCCUUACUACUGGCAAUGCAACCUCAACGUCAGUUGCUAAAGGCGGUAAAAGGGCUCGAAACUCCUCCGCCUUAUCGGUGGCGGUAUCAAAUAGCGCGAGCAAAGCCUCUGCUGUAGGUGGCACAUCCUCAAAUGGUACGGUGCGAAAUCGCAAAGGAACAGGAAAGAAGGAGAGCAGCUCUAAGCGGAAGGACAGCGUGAUAGAAGAGAAUGGGUCAUUGAUACCUGCAUCUACAAGCAUCUCUGCUGUAAUGAGCGGCGCCUCGAAUUCAGAGAACGCAGAGGGUGUAGGAUCCGCCACCCCCGCUAAAGCUCGUAUGGGCAAGAUGACAGGAUCGCCUGUUUCUGCUCCAUCACCGACUACAUCGCCUGCAGCCGGCUCCUUUGGCGACUCAAGUUCUCAGGGCGAAUCGAGUGAGACGCCCUCUGGAGGAAUCCAACUUUCCCGUUUGAGACAACCACGCGUAUUCGAAAAUAUUUCAGCCAACUUUUACUCAAACUUGAUCUCUAAUCAAUCGAUACUGGCUCCAUCUGGAGGUGUCCACGGGCUGGACAUGGAUGGUGGGCUUCAGAUGCCUCCCAGCAACUAUAUCCAAUCAAGUGAAGCACCAGCAGGGACCAGUACAGAGGAAAGUGAAAGUUGGGCAGGCUCGAUGGACUUUAUGGGAGAAUCGAGAGGGCUGGAUAUUGGCGAGUUCAUCUUUGAUCCAGGUUACGACGCACAGGACGCUGACUCGAUAUCUGCACAAGGGGUCAGGAUAUCAGUCAACGGCAGCGCCUUACCACCCAACUCCACAACUCUGACGACCAUUGGCAUGAACGGUGCUGCCGUAUAGGAGACUAUGACCAACAAAAACAGAGCGCUAGAUCAGUGCUUUGUGUGCGCAAUAACGCGGCUGAGUAUGGCGCCUCCUUAUUUCCUCACCACGGGGAAUCCGAUUUUUAGAACAAAACUGGGCGCACAAAACCUGUUCCUUGGACCUAAAUGCAUGAGAAAAUAAAAAAAGUGGC
Gamsiella multidivaricata is the source of this 1597-nucleotide messenger RNA. RefSeq lists its product as uncharacterized. NCBI's taxonomy places the organism in Eukaryota, Fungi, Mortierellomycota, Mortierellomycetes, Mortierellales, Mortierellaceae. The transcript is spliced from 2 exons. Bases 121 to 1422 code for a protein of 433 amino acids. The record is from RefSeq and is a predicted model, not a curated record.